This is a messenger RNA of Rhinichthys klamathensis goyatoka, 645 nucleotides long. It is a transcript of the gene gins1, whose product is annotated as GINS complex subunit 1 (Psf1 homolog). Lineage: Eukaryota; Metazoa; Chordata; Actinopteri; Cypriniformes; Leuciscidae. Bases 40 to 630 code for a protein of 196 amino acids. Gene Ontology annotation, biological process: DNA strand elongation involved in mitotic DNA replication; DNA replication. Gene Ontology annotation, cellular component: GINS complex. The record is from RefSeq and is a predicted model, not a curated record. The transcript has 7 exons.
CAGAAAUAUCGGCCUCUUUUUGUUACAAACACAUUUAUAAUGUUCUGCGAAAAAGCUGUCGAACUUAUAAGAGAACUACAUCGGAUGGGAGAUGGCCAGCUGCCCGCGUUUAAUGAAGACAGUAUUCGGCAAGUCCUGGAAGAAAUGAAGGCUCUGUAUGAACAGAAUCAGAGUGAUGUGAAUGAGGCAAAGACAGAGGGCAAGAGUGAGCUGAUACCAAGCAUCAAGUUCCGCCACUGCUGUCUACUGAGGAACCAGCGCUGUAUCUCCGCAUACCUUUAUGAUCGCCUCCUGCGAAUCCGUGCUCUCAGAUGGGAGUACGGCAGUGUACUGCCCACAGCCAUUAGGUUUCAUAUGUGUGCUGAAGAGAUGGAGUGGUUCAAUCAGUAUAAAAAAUCCUUGGCGACCUAUAUGAGAUCAAUUGGGGGAGAGGAAGGUUUGGACAUAACACAGGAUAUGAAGCCCCCUAAGAGUUUAUACAUUGAGGUGCGGUGUCUUAAAGACCAUGGCGAGUUUGAAAUAGAUGAUGGCACUGUGAUUCUGUUGAAGAAAAAUAGCCAGCACUUCUUACCCAGAUGGAAAUGUGAGCAGCUUAUUCGGCAGGGUGUAUUAGAGCAUGUCAUCUCCUAAGAAUAAGCAGUGGAU